AUGUCCAUAAAUACGAAUGCGCGAAACGAAUUCAACAGACGAAUCGCAGAAGAGAGAAGAGAGACAGAAGACACAGAGACGCGAUGGAAGAGAGUUCGUUCCAGCCACCGGUCGCGUGACACCCCACAUAUUUUCUUUAUCUCAUAUAUUCAUGUGAUCUUUUCUCUUUCUUUCUUUCUUUCUUUCUUUCUUUCUUUCUUUCUUUUAAUCCCUUCAUAUAUUCAUGUGAUCUUUUCUCUUUCUUUCUUUCUUUCUUUCUUUCUUUCUUUCUUUCUUUCUUUCUUUCCUUCUUUCUUUCUUUCUUUUAAUCCAUUCAUAUAUUCAUGUGAUCUUUUCUCUUUCUUUCUUUCUUUCUUUCUUUUAAUCCCUUCAUAUAUUCAUGUGAUCUUUUCUCUUUCUUUCUUUCUUUCUUUCUUUCUUUCUUUCUUUCUUUCUUUCUUUCUUUCUUUCUUUUUGAUCCCUUCAUAUAUUCAUGUGAUCUUUUCUCUUUUUUCUUUCUUUCUUUCUUUCUUUCUUUCUUUCUUUCUUUCUUUCUUUCUUUCUUUUAAUCCCUUCAUAUAUUCAUGUGAUCUUUUCUCUUUCUUUCUUUCUUUCUUUUAA
Acanthosepion pharaonis is the source of this 600-nucleotide messenger RNA. Lineage: Eukaryota; Metazoa; Mollusca; Cephalopoda; Sepiida; Sepiidae. The record is from the annotation of a GenBank genome assembly.